Colletotrichum truncatum is the source of this 1227-nucleotide messenger RNA. Lineage: Eukaryota; Fungi; Ascomycota; Sordariomycetes; Glomerellales; Glomerellaceae. The record is from RefSeq and is a predicted model, not a curated record.
AUGUCUAGCCAACAGGGGGCCGCCCCCCCGCCAGAAGGCGUGGUGCCGAACCUGAAGAACCCAACGGACGUCUUGCACACCAUAAACCUCAUUUCCCAGGUACUUUCCAUAAUAUCUGUGAGCGGCUUCAUGAUCUUGCGAUGCCAUGUAAAAACAUUUAUCACGCCGCCGUUUCAAAUCGACGAUUUGCAGGCUCACACUUCGCAGGUAUUGUCCCUAGCAUACAGUGCCACAGCCCUUGUGAUGCAUCACUAUGGCGGAGGGUUUCACGUCUAUGAAAUUUCCAAAGCGGACUUGGUCGGCUUCAAGAAAGGGUUGUAUGCCGACACCAUUGUGUAUGGUCCAAACUCUUAUUUCACAAAGCUCGCCUUGCUUCUAAUCAUCACGAGGGUUUUCAGGACAUAUAGAAAGACAGUCUUGGGAACCUACGGUAUAAUAAUUCUCAUGACUGGAUAUUAUUUUCCCGUCCUCGUCAUCAAAACCCUCAUUUGUCGACCGGUCUCGGGAUUCUGGGACCCGACAGCUCAGGCGGACUGCUUCAACCAAAGGGCCAUUUUUGUUGCCGACACAGCUGUCAGCGCCGUCACCGACCUGGCUGUCCUCUGCCUCCCUAUUCCUGUCGCACUAACUCUCAGAAUGUCUUGGAGCAAGCGGCUAAAAGUAAUCGCUAUGCUCAGCGCAGGAGGUAUAGCCACGGCAGCGAGCAUCAUCCGCAUGGUCCUCGUCGUCAGACUUCAAAAAUCGAAUGACGAGCCGGUCGACUUCAUUCGAUUUAACCUUCUCGGCACUGCCGAGGUGAGCAUAGGAAUGAUAUGUGCGUGCUUACCUGCUGUUAACAUUAUCAUCAUGCGUGGAUGCGACUUUUCACCAAAUUCGAGUCGCGGUACCAGAAACUUUUUUCCUCCUGUUGAAUUGAAGUUUUUAAAGGGAAGUAAACUCAGAACACAAAACUUAACGGACAUGGAGUCAUCGUCGGUGAACCCUUCAGAUCAGGGUGUAAUGGGGAGAAAAGAGGCGAGGAGCUGCAUCUUCCCCAUUGAACGACUUAGCAGGAUCGAAACAAUACCAGAGAAUAGCCCCGAAACAGCAACACGCCCAGAUGACUGGUAUACGAAAGUUACUUCACCGACGUUUUCGGGGCCCACUUCCCCAGAUUGGGCACGGAAUGCCGUCAACGGGAAAGCCGAGCCGAGAGAUAUAGAAUCUGCGGGUACACCAGACAGCUAG